AGCAUAUAAAUUACAAUGUGAUAAACUUGAGAGUGAAAUAAAAGUUCUAAAAAAAAAAAUCAACAGCGCUGAACAAUCAACCAUGGUGAAUAAUAUAGAAAUUUAUGGAAUUCCAAAAACGUCCAAUGAAAAUGUUUAUGGCAUUGUGAAGACUAUUGCUCGAAUAUUGAACUGUGAAUUAAGUAGUGAUGACAUAGUUUAUUCAUCUAGAAAACGAUCUCAUCAUAAUAAUGAAGGAAACAUAGUUGUACAAUUUAAUUCAAAAACAGUUAAAGACUUACUCAUUAAUAGUGUAAAGUCUCGUUACAAGCUUAAUAAUCCACUUACAGCAAAAGAUAUUAAUCCUAAUUUUAGUAAUUCUAAGGUAUAUUUAAAUGAUCAACUUACUCAGUACAACAAAAAACUAUUUUGGCUGGCUAGAGAAGUUACAAAAUGUUACGAUUAUGAAUACAAAUGGGCAAAUUUGACAGGAAUAUUUAUGGCGAAACAAGGACAAAUCUUCAAAAUUUCAAACUUAGAAGAAUUACAAAAAUUGGAUGUUGAAAAGAAGAUAAAUGCUUUAUGGGAAUAGUUCUUUUAAAGUUAGACAUAAAACAAAAAGGUGUUUUUUUUUUGAAAAAUUAAGAUUGCUGAGAACCAC
This is a messenger RNA of Sipha flava (yellow sugarcane aphid), 640 nucleotides long. RefSeq lists its product as uncharacterized. The transcript is spliced from 2 exons. Lineage: Eukaryota; Metazoa; Arthropoda; Insecta; Hemiptera; Aphididae. Bases 83 to 571 code for a protein of 162 amino acids. The record is from RefSeq and is a predicted model, not a curated record.